AUGCCUGACACCGCGGAAGCGCCUCAUGGCAGCCAACCCGAUUACUCAACCUGGACAACGUCCAGCUUGAUCGCACGGAUAACAGAUCUGGAGCGGCAACUCCAUUCCCGAACGACGGAGUACACAACCCCUCCCUCCUCCAAGGGCGUGACGGACCCCCGCGCAACGAGCGCCAACCCCCCGCCUUCCGAUGCUGUGACGAACAAAAUCCCCGCGAAAACAAAGCAAAAGAGACCGUUGUCGCCCGGGGAUGAUAUCACGCAUACCCGUUCCCCGACCCGCCCCCCUAAGCAGCCUCGCGAGAUCGAUCCGUCGAAGUACAAUACCCGGUUCAUCGCGCUGAAGUUCGCCUACCUGGGCCAGCGCUACAAUGGGCUGGAGCAUGCGAACGGGAAUGUCACGCCGCUGCCUACGAUCGAGGAGGAGAUCUGGAAGGCGAUGCGGAGGACGCGGCUGAUCUUUCCUACGGAUGCGGAGCCUUUUGACGAUUCGCGCGGGCCGAGGGCGCUGAAACCUUACUCUCUCAGCUGGGAGGGGUGUGAUUAUUCCAAGGCGGGACGGACUGAUCGUGGCGUCAGUGCCUUUGGGCAGGUCAUUGGCAUCCGGGUACGAAGUGCGAGGCCGAAACGCCCCGCCACGGAGGUUACAUCGGACGUUGAUAUGACUGGGCUUGAUGCGCCUGCUGAAGACACCUGGGAUGAUAUUGCGGAUGAGAUACCCUAUAUAAGCAUGCUGAACAGAGUGCUUCCCGAAGAUAUUCGGAUAUUGGCAUGGUGCCCUCAACCGCCCCCUGGUUUCGAUGCCCGCUUUUCAUGUCGGGAACGUCAAUACAAAUACUUCUUCACUCAGCCAGCUUUUUCCCCCACCCCCGGCCCUCUGGGCCUUGCCUUGCAGGCGGUUGAUAGCGCAAACAAGAUUCCGGCCAAGUACCGCGAAGGCUGGUUGGACAUUGAUGCCAUGCGGGAAGCCGCAAAGCAUUUCGAAGGCGUGCACGACUUUCGGAACUUCUGCAAGCUCGACACCAGCAAACAGAUUGAGAACUUUGAACGGAUCAUCUACCAUGCAGACAUUGAACUGGUUGACCCAAAGCACCAUCCGCUGGGAUACGUGAACCAGCCAGGGUUCCAAGCCUCGGAGAACUCCGUCGUGGGCGCAGACACCGUAGCGCAAGCGACUGCCGCUCAAGUGUAUGUAUUCAAUCUGCAUGGCUCCGCCUUCUUAUGGCACCAAGUGCGCCACAUGGUGAGCAUCCUUUUCCUGGUCGGCCAGGGCCUCGAAUCGCCUUCCAUCGUGGCCGAAUUGCUGGAUGUGUCGAAAAAUCCCCGCAAGCCAACGUAUGAGAUGGCAUCUGAUGCCCCGCUUGUUCUCUGGAAUUGCAUAUUCCCCGAUGAAUCCAAUGACAGCCGUAAGGAUGCUCUGGACUGGGUUUAUGCUGGAGAUCCCCGGCAGAGCAAAUCCCAGCUUGGUAAAGGCAGCGGCAAGUUCGGAGUGGGAGGCGUUGUGGAUGCGCUUUGGUCCGUCUGGAGACAACGCAAAAUGGAUGAGGUUCUGGCAGGCGCACUACUCGACCUAGCUGUUAGCCAGGGCGACCAAAGCAUUGUCAAGGGAGAUGGCUCCUCAAACCCCGUAUCGGAGAAACAAGGUAGGGGACAGAAGGUCUUCUACGGCGCCAACGAGCCGAGGAUGGGUGGAAAAUAUGUUCCUGUCAUGCAGAAGAGGAAAACAGACCCCGUCGAGGUCCAAAACGCCAGGUGGUUGGCGUCCAAGCAGCGCAAAAUAGAGAGGGCCCCCGAGCCCACACAUGGGGACGACUAG
Aspergillus clavatus NRRL 1 is the source of this 1815-nucleotide messenger RNA. Its product is annotated as pseudouridine synthase DEG1. Gene Ontology annotation, molecular function: RNA binding; pseudouridine synthase activity. The transcript has a single exon. Lineage: Eukaryota; Fungi; Ascomycota; Eurotiomycetes; Eurotiales; Aspergillaceae. Gene Ontology annotation, biological process: tRNA pseudouridine synthesis; mRNA pseudouridine synthesis. Bases 1 to 1815 code for a protein of 604 amino acids. The record is from RefSeq and is a predicted model, not a curated record. Gene Ontology annotation, cellular component: nucleus; cytoplasm.